Messenger RNA from Rhizopus microsporus ATCC 52813, 457 nucleotides. RefSeq lists its product as uncharacterized. The record is from RefSeq and is a predicted model, not a curated record. Lineage: Eukaryota; Fungi; Mucoromycota; Mucoromycetes; Mucorales; Rhizopodaceae. The transcript has a single exon. The coding region runs from base 148 to 372 and encodes 74 amino acids.
UUCAUUUAAUCAAUAAAAUCACGUCCUUUUCUCAGGUCCAAUAAACUUAUGCUGUCGUAAUAUUUGGUAUCGGCUUUAGCGUGGAAUCAAACAACUCAGUGAAUACAAUGACAGAAGAUGAUCUCUAUUAUAAAUACAGCUUGAAGGAUGUGUGUUGCCUCUUCUUUAGGCUUUACUCACAAAUAUACUUUUAUUCAACCAGUCAGAUUGCGAAUGGUGUUAAGGUUGUCUCUUAUGAGCUUCGGUUUAAAUAUUCCUAUUUCAAUCUAUAAUACUAGCCGUUUCCAACUCGCUACGCUCGUUUUUGCACGUCGUCGUACUGCCGCAGGCUUAAGGGCUCCGUCCUUUGUGUUGAAUAAGGGCAAAUGCUGAAUGAGAUGUAGAAAGGCUAUUACAUUCACAGAGAAAGUAAAAAUCGGUAAUUUUAUUGGAUGAUAGUCAUAUAGUUACAAAAAAA